CUUCUCUUUUUACCAAUUUCUCCUUUCUUCACCGCUGCGUCUCCUCAACCGCGUCUGCUGCUCUGCUUCUUCUCCUGUAUUUCCUCUUUCAAUCCAUAUAUAAAUGAUUGGCUGAAAAGUGGAGAAUUAGGACACACUUUUUUUCUUAAAGAUGGCUUCCGUGGGCAUGGUGCCUACUUCUUCUGGUGUAAGAGAAUCUAAUGCUGCUGCUGCCGAAAAGUUACCCGAGGAGAUGAAUGACAUGAAAAUUAGAGAUGAAAAAGAAAUGGAAGCAACAGUUGUUGAUUGUAAUGGGACAGAGACAGGGCAUAUAAUUGUGACAACUAUUGGUGGUAAAAAUGGUCGGCCAAAACAGACGAUUAGUUACAUGGCUGAACAUGUGGUUGGACAUGGAUCCUUUGGAGUUGUUUUCCAGGCAAAGUGCUUGGAGACAGGUGAAACUGUUGCUAUAAAGAAGGUUCUUCAAGAUAAGAGGUAUAAGAACCGUGAGCUGCAAAUAAUGCGGCUUCUUGAUCACCCAAAUGUUGUGGCUUUGAAACAUUGCUUUUUUUCAACAACAAACAAGGAUGAACUUUAUCUUAAUUUGGUACUUGAGUAUGUACCUGAGACUAUUCAUCGUGUGAUCAAGCACUAUAACAAGUUGAACCAAAGGAUGCCAUUGAUAUAUGUGAAACUUUAUACAUACCAGAUAUUUAGGGCUUUGUCUUACAUCCAUUGCAGCAUUGGCGUGUGUCAUCGGGACAUCAAACCUCAAAACCUUUUGGUAAAUCCGCAUACUCAUCAACUUAAACUAUGUGAUUUUGGAAGUGCAAAAGUCUUGGUGAAAGGGGAACCAAACAUAUCAUAUAUCUGCUCAAGGUAUUAUAGAGCACCUGAGCUAAUAUUUGGAGCAACCGAGUACACUACAGCUAUAGACAUCUGGUCUGCUGGAUGUGUCCUUACUGAAAUGUUACUUGGACAGCCUUUAUUUCCUGGUGAGAGUGGAGUCGACCAACUUGUUGAGAUUAUUAAGGUCUUGGGCACUCCAACACGAGAGGAAAUUAAGUGCAUGAACCCUAAUUAUACAGAGUUCAAAUUCCCUCAGAUUAAGGCUCACCCAUGGCAUAAGAUAUUCCAUAAGCGCAUGCCUCCUGAAGCUGUUGAUUUGGUGUCAAGAUUACUCCAAUACUCUCCUAAUCUCCGGUGUUCUGCGCUUGAUGCCUUGAUCCAUCCUUUCUUUGACGAGUUGCGUGAUCCAAAUGCACGCUUACCAAAUGGCCGGUUCCUUCCGCCAUUGUUUAACUUCAAACCUCACGAACUGAAGGGUGUUCCGAUGGAGAUAUUGGUGAAAUUGGUUCCGGAGCAUGCAAGAAAGCAGUGUCAAUCACUUGGAUUGUGAUUUUGAUGCAGAAAUGUAACCCAACUAGCAAAAGCGUAUUACCUUUAUGUAAGCCAUCACGAUGUUUGUUUAUUUGUUGCUGCAUGCAUUUUAUGUUGUUGAGCUUACCACCUUUGUUUUAUGUAAAAGCAGCAGACAGAUUUAGACAUCAUCUUCCCACUUCUAUAUGUUUCUGCAGAUUGUAACAUCCAUGGUUGAUGGAGACCAAACUUAUGUCUACUCUCGUAUGUUUUCUUGUAUGUAAUUUGUCGACCUAGAGAAGGAAAGAUCAAUGUUUAUUUGCA
Molecule: messenger RNA, 1662 nt
Organism: Hibiscus syriacus
Lineage: Eukaryota; Viridiplantae; Streptophyta; Magnoliopsida; Malvales; Malvaceae
Product: shaggy-related protein kinase alpha-like
Exons: 13
Coding region: 152-1378 (408 amino acids)
Biological process (GO): signal transduction; protein phosphorylation
Cellular component (GO): cytoplasm
Molecular function (GO): protein serine/threonine kinase activity; ATP binding
Source: RefSeq, a predicted model, not a curated record